AUGAAGGACCCCAACCAUUACCGGCUGACUCACCCCUGCUGGCAGCCAGGCAGCAGUACCUGCAGCCCCGUACCACGGAGCUGGGUGUAUGGAAGCCCCACGCGCCCGCAGGCUGGCCCUGGGCCCGUGGAGAGGUCCCAGCCCCCGCCGCCCGCGCGCGGACGACCGGCGGAGGAGGGGCCCCUCUUUCCGGGAGCGCCUGGCGGAUGUGAGCCCCCUGGGAAAGCGCCGGCCAGAAAUAGUUCCUCCGGCCUGGGACAGAGCUGCCCCACCCCAGCCCCUGCAACUCAGCGGGGCCGUCGGCGGCCGGGGCAAGGCCAGGAGCCCCGCACUCCGCGCCAGCCAGGCCCGGGGAGGCAGCCGCGCGUCACCGCGGUGAAGCCGCCGCCCCUGCCCGGGCGAGCCGACGGCGCGCCCACUUGCACCCAGGCGGAGGGAAGGGCACCGAUGUCCAGAGACAAUGACCAAGGUGCUCAGAUGGGGCCGAAGGGGCCGCUAGGCCUGUGCGAAGACCCAGGAGGCGCCUCGCCCCCCGGCCCGGGUGCGCCUCCGCCCACCCGGCUCCCCGGUGUCCGGCUCCCUCCGGAAAGGGCCGGUGCGCGCUGCUGCCGGGUCGGCGGACCGGGCCUCCCAGCCCUCCCUCCUGGCGCCUGCAGCCGGGCCUCGCGGUCCAGACCGCCCACGGCCCCGGGACACCGGGCCCCUCCCGGCCCGCCUGGCCAGGCGGCAGACUCACCGGCCACGCGUCCGAGUCCCGCCGGGCGGCGACGGGGGCGGGGGCGGGGUUGCGGGGGGCGGCGGGGGAGGAGGCGGCUCGGAGCGCGGAGACUGCAAGCCGGUUCGGGCCCUGCGAGUGCGACGCGCCCCGCCCACGACGCGCAGGCCCCGCCCACGGCGGCGGGCGCGGGGCAGGUCCCAACAGUGUGCCGCUGCGAAGGGCGGUGCGGCGGGCACUUCAGCCGGUGCCGGCGCCGGCGCUAG
Zalophus californianus (California sea lion) is the source of this 981-nucleotide messenger RNA. RefSeq names its product collagen alpha-1(I) chain-like. Bases 1 to 981 code for a protein of 326 amino acids. The record is from RefSeq and is a predicted model, not a curated record. The transcript has 2 exons. Lineage: Eukaryota; Metazoa; Chordata; Mammalia; Carnivora; Otariidae.